This is a messenger RNA of Schistocerca piceifrons (Central American locust), 1083 nucleotides long. RefSeq names its product 15-hydroxyprostaglandin dehydrogenase [NAD(+)]-like. Lineage: Eukaryota; Metazoa; Arthropoda; Insecta; Orthoptera; Acrididae. The record is from RefSeq and is a predicted model, not a curated record. The coding region runs from base 1 to 1083 and encodes 360 amino acids. The transcript is spliced from 8 exons. Gene Ontology annotation, molecular function: oxidoreductase activity, acting on the CH-OH group of donors, NAD or NADP as acceptor. Gene Ontology annotation, cellular component: cytoplasm.
AUGGACCCCUCUGGCAAGGUGGCGCUUAUCACGGGAGCGGCCGGCGGCCUGGGCAGAGCCUUCAGCAGGGCGCUGCUGUCCGCGGGCGCCAAGGUGGCUCUGUCGGACGUGGACGCGGCCGUGGGCCAGAAGUUCGCGCAGGAGCUGGAGCAGCAGUUCGGCAGCGGGCGGGUCGUCUUCGUCAAGGCGGACGUCACCGACCCGGCACAGCUGGAGGAAGUGUUCAAAAAAGCGAAAAGCACCUUCAAGCGCCUAGACAUCGUCAUCAACAAUGCUGGUAUCAUGCGGGACAGCAUCUGGGAAAAGCAAAUCGACAUUAAUAUGAAGGGGGUGGUGCACGGGAUGCUGCUGGCGUUCAAGCACAUGGGCAAGGAGGGCGGCGGCCCCGGCGGGCUGGUGGUCAACGUGGCGUCCAUCGUGGGCGUCUCCGUGGUGGCCAACCUGCCCAUCUACUGCGGCACCAAGCACGCCGUCGUCGCCAUGACGCGCGGCUACGGGAUGCCGGUGAACGUGGAGCGCACGGGCGUGAAGGUGGUGGCGCUGUGUCCCGGGGCCACCGACACGCCACUGCUCAAUGACGCCAAGCACUACCUGCUGCACCCGCAGCUCGCCGGCGACCUCCAGAACGCCAUCGACACCUUCGGCACGAACAAGCCGGAGCAGAUCGCGGAGGGCCUGAUGCACGUGAUCCGGAACGCCGAGUCCGGCUCUGCGUGGGUCUCGAACCUGGGAGACCACUACGAGGUGCACUUCCCGCAGCUCCACAAAGAGCUCCAUCGUUUGAAUGUAGACAUCGCGGGACUGCAGGAGGUGCGGCUUCCAGACGCGGGCUCUAUCAGGGAGGAUAAUUACACAUUCUUCUGGCAGGGGAAGUCUCAAGACGAGCCAAGACUUCAUGGCGUAGGAUUUGCUGUUAAAAACGCCCUCAUGGACUGUAUACAGAAAGCGGCCGAUUCUGGGAAUGCUAAGGCAAUGUACGAUGGUAUUAAGAAAGCAAUUGGACCAACUGUCAGAAAAACAGAUCCUCUGAAGUCCAAGACGGGUGAAGUCAUUGCUGAUGAAGGCAAACAAAUGGAACGCUAG